Messenger RNA from Enterobius vermicularis (human pinworm), 729 nucleotides. Lineage: Eukaryota; Metazoa; Nematoda; Chromadorea; Rhabditida; Oxyuridae. The record is from the annotation of a GenBank genome assembly.
AUGUGGACGCAAGUCGAGCUGAAUAAGCCUUCCAGAAUCUUCAUCGUUUGCAUAUUAUUUUCUACAUUUAAAUUGAGCGACGCGUUCUUGGCAUCUGCAUUUUCAAGUCUUUCUGGAACCCAGUCUUCAAACUGUGAAGACUGGAGUGAGUACAGUCCGUGUUUUAGUACUAGUGAUCGUACAUUUUGGUAUCGCCUUCCGCAGCAAUGCUAUCGGAACAAGUUCAUGUCUCUGAUCACCGGAGUUGGAAACCCGAUUGUCCAGAAGAUCAUGAACUACGCAGAGAUGUUCAACAAAUCAGCGGAUGCCUGCGGAAUGUGCAAUAUACAGGUGUCGUGCAGUCCAAGUUGUACAAAUAUUGUUGGGGGGAAUCCGUUUGGAAUAGCUGACAAGCUCUGCGAUUUGCCUACUGAAAGUCAAGCAUGUGCUAUGACUCCACAAGCUUAUGAUUCACGUUCGGGUUUAUGCCACGUCUGGCCACCAAAAUUCACAACUGCCGUUGAAUUCUUCGGUCCGUUAGUACCACCAACAGUGCGUGAAACAUUGUGGAAUCUGAAACCAGUGAACUGCAUCAACAUCGGGAAAAAAUGCUACUGUUGCUGUUCGCCAUAUAUGCCAAAUCCAUGUGAUGCCACCUGUACCAUGACUCCAUGUCACAGUGGACAGUCAUUUACUACAGCAAAGAUCCUGUCGUUGCGCCAAAAAUGGUUACAGUCAAAAGGAUCAUAA